This is a messenger RNA of Dendronephthya gigantea, 852 nucleotides long. RefSeq names its product cysteine and glycine-rich protein 1-like. Lineage: Eukaryota; Metazoa; Cnidaria; Anthozoa; Malacalcyonacea; Nephtheidae. Gene Ontology annotation, molecular function: actinin binding; structural constituent of muscle. The transcript has 5 exons. The coding region runs from base 41 to 613 and encodes 190 amino acids. Gene Ontology annotation, cellular component: cytoplasm; Z disc; nucleus. The record is from RefSeq and is a predicted model, not a curated record. Gene Ontology annotation, biological process: sarcomere organization; muscle tissue development.
AAUAAAUCUUUCAUCUGGAUAUCAUUUAGAGACAAAUAAGAUGAGUGGUUUUGGUGGUGGAAAUCGUUGCAAAGUGUGUGGCAAACCUGUUUAUCAUGCUGAGCGUGCAGAAGGAAGCAACGAGUUUCACAAAAUGUGUCUCAAAUGCACAUUAUGCAAUAAGCUCUUAGACAGCACAACUGUUACGAUGCACGAGGACAAAGCAUAUUGCAAAUCCUGCCAUGGUAAGAACUUCGGGCUGCAUGGCUAUGGAUAUGGCCAAGGUGCUGGGGUGCUUUCAAUGGAUUUUGGAAAAAGUGCUCCUGGUUCUACGGCACCAAGCGCGCCAAAGCCGCAAGGAACAAGCGUGUUUGACGGCAAACCCGUCGCAGGUGGUCCGGAUGAUUGUCCCAGAUGUGGAAAGAAAGUUUACGCGGCUGAAAAGAAACUUGCCGCAGGAAGGUCAUUUCAUUCUCGUUGCUUGCGGUGUUUCGACUGCGGUAAAGGACUGGACAGUGGUUCACUGAAGAGUCGAGAGUCAGCCAUAUAUUGCCAAGGAUGUUAUGGUAAGCAAUUUGGUCCGAAAGGCUAUGGCUUUGGUGGAGGAGCUGGAACACUCACGCACACGCAAUGAAAUUGGUCUACGCUGUGUCAUCCUUUUGACUUGAAUUUAAUAAAUUUCUAGGUUACUAAUUAAAAAUUGAGAAUGGUCUAAAUCAACUGAACCCCCAUUUAUAUUUGCAUUCAUAAUGUAUACCUAUAAUAAACGAUUACAAAAAUAUUGUCAUAGUAUGGAUUACUUAGAAAUUUGUAUUGGUCGUAACAAGGUUAGUUCGUUUUGAAAUAAUAGCAAAUUUGUUUACAUUUUCCAGG